AUGAUGAAUGUCGGUUACAUGAAACCGCCAGAAAGCUAUAAUGAGAUAUCGCGUUUAGACGCGGUCUCCAAGUACAUAAACCUUCCACACUGGAAACACACCCAGUUUUUUACAAAAGCAACUACUAAAUUGAAAAAAAACUUUAAAGUUUGUGGUGUUUCUAUAUCAUUGAUUGACAAUUACAAGUGUCAUUUCAAAGUUGAAACCUUACUCGACACAAGCAGUGUUCCAAGAUGCGUUGCUAUAGACUCUCAUGCAAUUUUAUCCAAUGGUUACUUUGUGCUACUAGAUGCCUCGCAGGACUGGAGAACAAGUUCAAACCCUUUGGUUACCGGUGCCCCAUACAUCAAGUUUUAUUGCGGUGUUCCGCUUGCCGCCAAAAACAAUGAAAUAAUUGGUAUAUUAGCGAUAUUUGAUAAAAAGCCAAGAAAUUCAUUUGGCGACGAGGCACGUAAAGCUUUAAAAGUGGUUAGUGAGGAAAUCAUGGAUUGGUUAAAUACGCCGCUUGAUACUAUACACCGCCCGAAAUAUUUUGACCACGUAAGCGAUUCGUUCUUACCAUAUGGUAACAAGGACAAGAAAAAGGCACUUUUGGAGUUGAAGAAUGAGAUUGGUAGACCCACAAGUGGUAGAUCUUCGUUGAUAUUUGAAAAGGAUGGUUCGGGAGGACCCUAUAACCAAAACCAAAACUUUAGGUUUAUUAAAUUUGACAAGGGGGACAAGGUUGACCCUGCAAUGACACUGCAUCUGAGAUGCUCACCUAAGCUUCCAUUACAAAGUCAGCUGCCUCCGUCGCAACUUACUGACAAAGAAUUGUGGCAGUUUUUAUUUUCUGUGGGAACUUUGAAAAAGGCAGCAACGGCAUUGGCAAAGAUCCUUGCCACCACUUAUAAGUUUGACUUUGUAUACAUUUUAGAAAUUAGAGUUGCGGAACCAUGCUGUAUUGUUAAAGAGUUUUUUCCAGCCAAUGAAGAAAAGAUUGACUUUGAACUGUUUGCUUACUCAACCAAAGUUACAAAGUCAAAAGAUUUACAAGAUGAGUUCAUGACUAGAGAAAUCGGAGCAUAUUUGGCCAAGUCCAAUAAUAUCACCGAACAACAGCAGCUGCUGCUGCAACAACAACAACAACAACAACAACCUGCUGGUAGUAACGGAACGACAAUGAAUCGUUUUUUCGAAAACUCUAUACAUUACAAAGCCUUUAUAUCAGAAUUUGGGCUCGAGAUUAAAAAUCCCAAAGCAAACACUGUUUACAAUCAUGGUUUGUUGAUGCCAUUUUUCCGGCACGACGCAAAAUUAGUACGCAGAAACGCUACUGUUUCUGCAAAGGAUAGCAAAAAGAAUGUUGUUGACUUGUACUUGAGAAGUGGCGGAUUCUUGAUUGCAUUAUUCUCGGAAAAGACAAGAGAGUUUGACGUCGACUUAGUAUCUGAAAUCUUUAAUCAUUCUUGCAUUUUCAGAAAGAUAUACAUUGCCACGCAAUAA
Messenger RNA from Lodderomyces oxycetoniae, 1485 nucleotides. RefSeq lists its product as uncharacterized. The transcript has a single exon. NCBI's taxonomy places the organism in Eukaryota, Fungi, Ascomycota, Pichiomycetes, Serinales, Debaryomycetaceae. Bases 1 to 1485 code for a protein of 494 amino acids. The record is from RefSeq and is a predicted model, not a curated record.